AUGAACUCCCUCAACAUAAUCUCGGCCCGGGUCUCGCCCUCUGCCUCCCCGGCCCCGUCGCGAUCCAACUCCCUGAGCCAUGUCGGCCUGGCCGCCUCGUCGGACGAGAAGAAACCCGCCGACGGCAGGUCAAGAGACGACCCCCACGGCCGUCUGACAGUCGAGCCCGACGACUACAUGUACGAAGAACGCGACGACGACGACGACGACGACGUCGACAACUACCACGACGAGAAGACGCCUCUCCUGAGCACCGACGACUCCAAGGACGCAAAUCUGCGCGCACAGUCUUGGCACGUGUUGCCCAGUCGCCUGGUGAACAACCUGAUCAACUCGCUACGCUGGGUGCUGUCUACCAUUGCUGCUCCGGGAGUAUACCUAAUCGCCUGUCUCUACGACGAACAAGGCAAUUUUGCCCCAUUGCGUGAGCUCCGGGGCUUGUUCGGAUAUAGGGACGACACAAGGGAAAUCGGCGCCCUUCACCACGAUAACGCCCCCGGGGGUGAGCGGCCCCAUACCCCUUCGCGACAGCACAGCCAGAGCGCGAGGGGCAAGCUCGCGAGUACAGCUACGAUGCGGCCAGUCUUCUCCUCGGGAUCCUCGUCCUCCGGACUCUCCUCGGAAUCAGAAUCUGAUAUGGCUACGGCCAGUGAUGCGAACCGUCGCAACUCCGGAUCCUCCGGCCGUCAUUCGCGCUCCAAGUCCACCGAAGAGAUUGCGCCCGCCAGGCGGUCCAUCAGGAUAAAACUCCACAGCGACGACGCCCUACGGCAAAGGAAACACAAGAAAGCAAUGUCCGCCAGCGCCAGGGCGGGGAGUGGCGACGCCUCCGCCGACCUGUCGGCGCAGCUCAAGUCGCCCACCUCUCCCGUCGGCGCUCUGACCAAGUAUCCCAAGACUCCUGCUCCUCCACGACCCUUGAUCCCGCAGCGGCAGCCGUCGUACGUGCCCUACGAGAAUCCGGACCCCGCGCACCUCAAGACCUUGAUCCUGGACCUGGACGAGACCCUGAUCCACAGCAUGUCCAAGGGCGGCCGGAUGGGCUCAGGACACAUGGUCGAAGUGCGGCUGAACACGACGUACGUGGGAGCGGGAGGUCACCAGACUCUGGGCCCCCAGCAUCCCAUCCUGUACUACGUGCAUAAACGGCCGCACUGCGACGAGUUUCUCCGCAAGAUUUCCAAGUGGUUCAACCUCGUGAUUUUCACGGCCUCGGUCCAGGAGUACGCCGACCCGGUCAUCGACUGGCUGGAGUCGGAGAGGAAAUACUUCACUGCGAGAUACUAUCGACAGCACUGCACCUUUCGCCACGGGGCGUUUAUCAAAGAUCUUAGUUCGAUAGAGCCAGACCUGAGCAAGGUGAUGAUUCUAGACAACAGCCCGCUCAGCUAUAUGUUCCAUCAAGAUAAUGCCAUUCCCAUACAGGGCUGGAUCAAUGACCCAACGGAUAAUGACUUAUUACAUCUGGUACCAUUAUUAGAGGGGUUGCAGUACGUGUCGGAUGUCAGAGCUCUACUUGCAUUACGGGGAGGGGAAGACGGCUCGCAUAUAUGA
Messenger RNA from Neoarthrinium moseri, 1554 nucleotides. RefSeq lists its product as uncharacterized. The record is from RefSeq and is a predicted model, not a curated record. Lineage: Eukaryota; Fungi; Ascomycota; Sordariomycetes; Amphisphaeriales; Apiosporaceae. The transcript is spliced from 3 exons. The coding region runs from base 1 to 1554 and encodes 517 amino acids. Gene Ontology annotation, molecular function: protein serine/threonine phosphatase activity.